Messenger RNA from Liolophura sinensis, 1449 nucleotides. RefSeq names its product monocarboxylate transporter 12-like. The transcript has 5 exons. The coding region runs from base 1 to 1449 and encodes 482 amino acids. The record is from RefSeq and is a predicted model, not a curated record. Gene Ontology annotation, molecular function: monocarboxylic acid transmembrane transporter activity. Gene Ontology annotation, biological process: transmembrane transport; monocarboxylic acid transport. Lineage: Eukaryota; Metazoa; Mollusca; Polyplacophora; Chitonida; Chitonidae.
AUGUUCCCCAGGGACAGAGCACGUGACGUGGACCGCGGCUGGGCCUGGCUUGUUAUGCCGGCGGCAAUCCUCGCUCAAAUCAUCAUUGCCGUGUUGUUGUAUAGCUUAGGCGUCAUACAGAUCGUCCUGCUAGACACGUUCGAUGAGGGACUGGUGAAAACAUCCUGGGUACUCAGUAUCACUUCCUGUCUCCUCAGUCUACCAGGUCCGUUCAUUGGAUUCUUGACAAACAUGACCAGCUGUAGAACGACCAUGAUGCUCGGCAGCCUCCUCAUCUUCAUGGGCUGUACAUCCAGUGCAUUUGUCACAAGACUGGACCACCUGUACGUCACUCUCUCCCUAAUGACAGGCAUGGGUGCGAGCAUGGUAUAUACACCUUGCUUGGUGGUUAUAGGGUUUUACUUCGACAAGUAUCUGAGCGUGUCCAUUGCUUUAGUUGUCACGGGUGGAGGAAUUGGUAUGGUAGCUGGGGCUCCGCUAAUUGGAUUCUUCGAGAAUGUUUUCGGCUGGCGUGGGAUGUUUAUGAUGUUGGCUGGGAUUAGCGCCAAUCUGAUUCUCUCCGCCAUGAUCUGCCGACCGAAUAGCGUGGAGAGGUCCCAUUGGGGAAAUCGUGCUGAUGAUUCCGACCCUUCAGGAGCCCUCAAGGAGAAACCAUCUCUGGAUGACCCUCCUUCUGCGCCGGGGUCUCGCUGGAAGAAAACGAUCAAAACUUCUCUGAAAGUCGUUCUUAGCGUGCCUAUGCUUUUGUUUUGCAGCAGUAUUUUUCUGUGGAGUAUAACCAUAUCAUUGGUGAACCUGUAUUUACCCAGCUACGUGGUGUUCAACGGAGCCACCAUGACACAGUCUGCGCUUCUCUUCACCGUCAUGGGCGUCUGUAACAUUGUCUCGCGACUUCUCGCGGGAUUUACCGUGGCCUUCGUGGACAAGUUUGUUUUAUACUCUGCUUCCUUUGCCGUAAUGGCCGUGUUGGUGACAGGGUUUCCCUUCAUUCCUCCCACUUUCACAAUGUCCAUGGCAUUUGCGGGUUUAAUGGGACUGUGCACAGGAGGACCUUACGUAGUGUUGACGUCAAUGACGAAAGACUUGGCCGGACUGGCGCACCUUGCCACAGCCUUUGGCAUCGAAAUGAUGGUAUCGGGAACUGGCUCCUUGAUAGGACCUCCUGUGGCAGCUCUCUUGGCUGAGUCUUCUGGGUCUUACCUGUGCAGCUUUGUGUUUGCAGGUAUCUCCUGUGCAUGUAGCGCAGUCUUGGGUUUCGUUCUCAUCAAGUUCAAGCACCCCACGGACGUCGCGGAGCUAGACAUUAACAACCCGGAGUGUGUAAGCCCUCCCCAUUCGCGGCCCAGCAGUGUGCUAUACGCGAGCCAGUUGUCUAUACCAGGAGUUCCGUCCCCUUACCUCGAAAUCAGAUCCAGAACUGUCCAACUGCAAGUUCCCAGCGCUGAUUAA